Molecule: messenger RNA, 805 nt
Organism: Contarinia nasturtii (swede midge)
Lineage: Eukaryota; Metazoa; Arthropoda; Insecta; Diptera; Cecidomyiidae
Exons: 7
Coding region: 26-664 (212 amino acids)
Source: RefSeq, a predicted model, not a curated record
UCAGCUAAAAUUUGAUAAUAUUAAAAUGUUAAACAAACGAAAGAGUGUUUUGAAUUUGAAGAUGAAAUUAUUCAUUGUUUUGUGUUUUAUUACUUUGGAGAUCUGUGCUUCGCCUGGCAGCUCCCCUAAUCGCAAACAUAAAAGUGGGAACGUCAUAUCGGCUUCACAGCCUUUUUUCCCAGUAUCAUCCUUAAGUGGAAAGAUUAGAGAGAUGACAACAGACAUUGGCAUUGAAAAUAUUGGUAAAGCUGCAAGCGAAUACAAUGGCACUACAUGGAUGGAAAGAUGCUGUGGCAUGAAAAUUCCAAACUAUUCAAAAGUGUUCAAAAGAUUUAAUGGACCCCCAGUGAAUCCUCAAGACGAAGGUUUUUUUUCUUUCUUAAAUCCCAUUAUUGAACGAGUAAAUAGUGUAAUAGAUGAUUUCGAUGCAGUUUAUCCGGACCACUAUCUCCUGCGCUUAGUUUAUGAUGAUAUUGGCGCACUUGAACAAAUUGGAGAUGAGUUAAGGCAACGCUGCGAUAACAAUCCAGAAAUGUCGAAUAUUGCAAAAGAGUUUAUUCAGAGAGUUUGCAUCGAUAUACACACAACAAUUUGCAAGUUAAAGGGCGCAGAUGGUCCACAUGAACCGGUUGUUGUUCAUCAACUGGGUUAUGAUGAUCAAUAAUGCAAUUUAACGCACUCAAUAUCCCGAGUUUUUCUUGAAACGGCCUCCAUUUUUUCAUAAUUGAUUUUAUUUUAUCUUAUAUCGGAGGAGCAAAUUAUAAACUGAGAGUAAAAAUAAAAAUUUUCAUUGUUUCAAACCAUA